Messenger RNA from Hordeum vulgare subsp. vulgare (domesticated barley), 3225 nucleotides. Its product is annotated as protein unc-13 homolog. The coding region runs from base 28 to 3114 and encodes 1028 amino acids. NCBI's taxonomy places the organism in Eukaryota, Viridiplantae, Streptophyta, Magnoliopsida, Poales, Poaceae. The transcript has 3 exons. The record is from RefSeq and is a predicted model, not a curated record.
CCACGCGCUCGGCCGGGACACACAUCAAUGGGGCCGCGCCUCCUGCAGCACUACCGCUGCCGCUCCGCCUCCUACGCGCGCUCGCCGGACGCCGACGCCCUCCACCACGGCAGCCCCGGUCCCGGCCACGUGCCCGCCGCCGACGCCCUCGACUGCCCCUUCGGCCUCCUCGAUGGCCUCUCCCGCGCCGACGUCCGCGAGGCCGCCUACGAGGUCUUCUUCAUGUCCUGCCGCGCCGGCAGCGGCAGCGGCAGCGCCAAGGGCCUUGGCGCGGCGGCGUGGGACAGCGGCGGAGGCGGGGACGCGUCGCCCACCUUCGGCGCGGGGCCCAGGGGCGGCACCGGGAUGAACGUCGUCAACAGCAGGGUCAAGCGCGCGCUCGGGCUCAAAGCGCGCAGGGCCACGCAGCCGUCCACCGCCCUGCGCAGCGGCGGCGUGAACGCCUUCUCGUCCUCGUCCGCGCCCGGAUCCCCCGGCCGCGGCAUUCGGGCGCCGUCCGGCUCGCCCAGGGCCAGGCGGCCCAUGACCUCUGCCGAGAUCAUGCGGCAGCAGAUGCGCGUCACGGAGAACGGCGACGCGCGCCUCCGCAAGACGCUCAUGCGCACCCUCGUCGGACAGGUGGCAAGGAGAGCGGAGACGAUCAUCCUGCCGCUGGAGCUGCUGCGGCAGCUCAAGCAGCCCGACUUCGCCGACAGCGCCGAGCACCACCAGUGGCAGCGCCGCCAGCUCAAGCUCCUCGAGGCGGGCCUCAUCCUGCAGAGCUCCGUGCCGCUCGACCACCGCCACAGCGCCUCUGUCCUCCGGUUCCGCGAGGUCAUGGAGGCAGCCGAGGCCCGCGCCAUCGACACCGGCAAGGCUUCCGACGCCAUGCGCGCCCUCUGCGACGCCGUGCUCGCCCUGGCCUGGCGCUCCGCCCCCGCCGGCGAGGUCUGCCACUGGGCUGACGGGUACCCUCUCAACGUGAUCCUCUACGUCUCCCUCCUCCAGGGCAUCUUCGACCUCAGGGACGAGACCGUCGUGCUGGACGAGGUGGACGAGCUCCUGGAGCUCAUGAAGAGGACGUGGUCGACGCUCGGCAUCGACCGGAUGCUGCACAACGUUUGUUUCGCCUGGGUGAUCUUCCAGCAGUACGUGGCCACCGGGCAGGUCGAGCCGGACCUCGCCGGGGCGACCCUCGCGGUGCUCACGGAGGUGGCCACCGACGCCGGCGCCAGGCAGGAGAACCCCCGUGACCCUGUGUACGCGCGGGUGCUCUCCACCGCUCUUGGCGCGAUUCGUGACUGGACUGAGAAGCGCCUGCUUGACUACCACGAGUGGUACGGGAAUGGCGACACCGGCACCGCCGCGCUGGACUGCGCUCUAUCUUUGGCGCUCGCCGCCGGCAAGAUCAUCGCCGAAAGUGUGCACGCGGAUCACGAACGCGGCGGCGAUCGCGUCGAUUACUACAUCCGUUGCUCGAUGAGAAGCGCCUUCACCAAGGUCCUCGAGAGCGGGCUCGGGCAGGAGGACAUCAAGGUAUCCGGCCGCCAGCGCGACGUCGACGACAGCAGCGACAUCCUGACGCGGCUGUCCAGGGACACGGAGGAGCUGGCGCAGUGGGAGCGCGAGGGCUUCAGCGUCACGCUCAGACGGUGGCACCCGUUCCCGGCCGCGGUGGCCGCGGUGACCCUGCACGGCUGCUACGGGGUGGUGCUGAAGCAGUACCUGGGGAAGGCCGUCUGCCUGACCGACGAGCUGGUGCGCGUGCUGCACGCGGCUGGCAGGCUCGAGAAGGCCCUGGUGCGUAUGGUGAUGGAGGACGUGGACGACGACGGCGGGUCGGUGAUGCGGGAGUUGGUGCCCUACGACAUCGAGUCCGUCAUCGUCGGCUUCCUCCGGAAGUGGGUCGAGGAGCGGCUUAGGGUCGCCCAGGAAUGUCUCAUCAGAGCCAAAGACACCGAGAGCUGGAUCGCGAGGUCCAAGAAUGAGCCGUACGCGCAGUCGGCGGUGGAUCUGAUGAAGCUGGCCAAGGCCACCAUGGACGAGUUCGUCGCGAUCCCGGUGAGCGCGAGGGACGGCAUGCUGCAGGACCUCGCCGACGGCUUCGGCGCCGUCUUCCACGACUACGUCUCUUUCCUCGCCUCCUGCGGCAACAAGCAGAGCUACCUCCCGCCGCUGCCGGCGCUGACGAGGUGCAACCAGGACUCGACGAUCAAGCGGCUGUGGAAGAGGGCGGCGGUGGCGCCGUGCCGGGUUCCCCAGACGAGCGGUAGCGGCAAUGGGUACCACGUCAGCGCAGCCGGCGGGCACAACCCGCGGCCGUCCACCAGCCGCGGCACGCAGCGCCUCUACGUCCGGCUCAACACGCUCCACUACAUCCUCAGCCACAUCCAGGCGCUCGACAAGUCGCUCUCCUUCUUCUCCGCAGGCGGCGGGGCGUGCACCUCGCCGUCGGCCGCCACGAGCCGGAUCCUCGCCGCGCCGUGCAGCCACUUCGACCACGCCCGCGCCGCGGCCCAGUCGGCCGUCGCCCACGUCGCCGAGGUGGCCGCGUACCGGCUCAUCUUCUUCGACUCGCACCAGUCGUUCUACGACGGGCUGUACGCCGGCGGCGUGGGCGACGCGCGCAUCCGGCCGGCGCUCCGCACGCUGAAGCAGAACCUGUCGCUGCUCGUGUCGGUCCUGGUGGACCGCGCGCAGCCGGUGGCGGUGCGGGAGGUGAUGAAGGCCUCGUUCCAGGCCUUCCUGACGGUGCUGCUCGCCGGCGGCAACCACCGGAGCUUCACGAGGGAGGACCACGGCAUGGUGGAGGAGGACCUGCGCAGCCUGAAGCGGGCCUUCUGCACGCGCGGGGAGGGCCUGGUGGCGGAGGAGGUGGUGGAGAGCGAGGCGGAGGCGGCCGAGGGCGUGGUCGCGCUCAUGGGGCGCACGGCGGAGCGGCUGGUGGAGGAGCUAGGCAUCGCGACGACGAUGAGUUGUGGCGGGUCGCCCCGGGCCGCUCUGCCGAUGCCGCUGACGACGAGGCGGUGGUGCCGGACGGACCCGGACACGAUCCUCCGCGUGCUCUGCCACCGCGACGACGAGGUGGCCAGCAACUUCCUGAAGCGCGCGUUCCAGCUCCCCAAGAGGCGGUGACAUGCGCUACCAUUUUGCAGCCAGUUUCAGACUCUAAUCUAAUUUGUAAAUUAAAUUAAUCGACAAGGGGGAGUUUGGAUAAGUGGAUUAUGUGUGUGUUGGAAAAUAAUA